Molecule: messenger RNA, 483 nt
Organism: Truncatella angustata
Lineage: Eukaryota; Fungi; Ascomycota; Sordariomycetes; Amphisphaeriales; Sporocadaceae
Product: RmlC-like cupin domain-containing protein
Exons: 4
Coding region: 1-483 (160 amino acids)
Source: RefSeq, a predicted model, not a curated record
AUGCCCCUCCGCGGCCCCGUCCCCGUCCACCACCAGACCCGCGAGAACAGCGAGAAGGUGCAGGUCGGGCCGACGACCAUCUACAUCUUCGAGGACGGCACGCACACGGACAACAGGAUCGGCUGCAUGCUGCUGGAGCUGCCGGCCGGCGCCAGCGGUCCCCCCAUGCACUGGCACCGCUUCCAUGACGAGUGCUUCUUCGUGACUAAGGGCCGGGUCACGUUCGUGACGCCGGAUAAGGACGUGACCGUGGGUGCUGGUGAGCUGAUGACGGUGCCGCCGAGGGCCAUUCACACUUUUAAGAACGCGAGCGAGACGGAGCCGGCCGAGUUCUUCAUGACCGCCACGCCAGGCUAUUAUAUGGACUAUUUCCGCAUGAUGGACAAGGUGACGCAUUCUGGUGAGAAGUUGACCAAGGAGCAGACCCAGCAUAUUAUGGAGCUUUUUGGCACGUUCCCACCUGACACGGAAUCGGAGCCUUGA